Brenthis ino (lesser marbled fritillary) is the source of this 975-nucleotide messenger RNA. The record is from the annotation of a GenBank genome assembly. NCBI's taxonomy places the organism in Eukaryota, Metazoa, Arthropoda, Insecta, Lepidoptera, Nymphalidae.
AUGUCUGAUGAAGAGCAAGGUACGAGUUCAACAGAAGCUGCGACUCGCAUGUUGACUGCAGAGUAUAAAGAUGGUCAACUGGAAAUUGUAGAAGUUACACCAUAUGAUAAAGAUGACAAGAUACAAAAUAUUGAAGGACACAUAAUAUCGGAUGACUCGGACGGCCACGGGGAAGUGAAGUAUAUGCAAGUGUUGGACGGGAAGAAUGUUGUGGUCGACCUGCUCAACUUGACUUUGGUCAGAUGCGAAGAUGGUCAAGAAUCAUACAGAUUGGUGGGGGAAGAUGGAGACGACACAACUGUCACAUGUGUCUUGUCCAACGAUGAUGGGGAUGAUCAGGACAGUCAAGACAACCAAGAGUCUUAUGUGGUGAUAGAAGGGGACCAGGGCGAGCCAGUGGUGUUCCUGCAGUCCGCCCUGCAGCAGGCACAUCAGAGCAAGACUGAAGUUAAGGAGAAAAAGCAGGCCAUGACACCUGCGGAAAUAUUGGAAAAAGCGAAAGCGAUACAGAAAGCAAAAGCGCUAUGCAAUCCUCGCAACAGCUUCACAUCCGGCUCAUCCCAGAGAGGGCGCAAGCGACGCAGCACCCUCCCGCCGCCCCACGAGCUACUCGCCUCUCCCCAGUUCAAGCUGUUCCUCUACUCCUGCAAGCUGUGCCCCUUCAAGUGUAAUGCCAUCAAGGAGCUCACCGCUCAUAAGUCGGCGGAGCACAGCGGCGGCGCGGGGCGCUGGCGCGGUGCGGGGCGCGCGGCCGCCAUUACGCUGCAGUGCGCGCGCUGCCCCUACCGCGGCUCCACGCACAAUCAGCUAAUGAAACACGUUAAGGAGAAACAUGUCGAGACCUUGUCUAGCACCAAGGUUUACCUGGACAGCGAUGAGGCUGCCACCGCGGACGUGCUCGUCUGCGGCGCAUGCGGGUUCGAGGCCACCGAGCGCGAAGCCUUCCGCGCGCACGUGCUCAGCGAUCACGCUGCG